This is a messenger RNA of Carassius auratus (goldfish), 3470 nucleotides long. RefSeq names its product insulin-like growth factor I, adult form. Gene Ontology annotation, biological process: regulation of protein phosphorylation; cell population proliferation; insulin-like growth factor receptor signaling pathway. The transcript has 5 exons. The coding region runs from base 249 to 734 and encodes 161 amino acids. The record is from RefSeq and is a predicted model, not a curated record. Gene Ontology annotation, cellular component: extracellular region. NCBI's taxonomy places the organism in Eukaryota, Metazoa, Chordata, Actinopteri, Cypriniformes, Cyprinidae. Gene Ontology annotation, molecular function: hormone activity; growth factor activity; insulin-like growth factor receptor binding.
GGAGAAGGCAAAUGCUGCCCCAGCUGUUUCCUGUUGAAAAUGUCUCUGUAAUGUAGAUAAAUGUGAGGGAUUUUCUCUCCAAAUCCGUCUCCUGUUCGCUAAAUCUCACUUCUCCACAACGAGCCUGCGCAAUGGAACAAAGUCGGAAUAUUGAGAUGUGACAUUGCCCGCAUCUCAUCCUCUUUCUUGCUUUUUAAUGACUUCAAACAAGUUCAUUUUCGCUGUGCUUUUGCUGGAGACCCAAGGGGAUGUCUAGCAUUCAUUUCUUCCAGGGGCAUUGGUGUGAUGUCUUCAAGUGUACCAUGCGCUGUCUCUCGUGCACCCACACCCUCUCACUGUUGCUGUGCGUCCUCGCGUUGACUCCCGCGACACUGGAGGCGGGGCCGGAGACGCUGUGCGGGGCGGAGCUUGUAGACACGCUGCAGUUUGUGUGUGGAGACAGGGGGUUUUAUUUCAGCAAACCAACAGGAUAUGGGCCUAAUUCAAGACGGUCGCACAACCAUGGCAUCGUGGACGAAUGCUGCUUUCAGAGUUGUGAGCUGAGGCGCCUCGAGAUGUAUUGUGCGCCUGUAAAGCCUGGAAAAAGUCCACGAUCCCUAAGAGCGCAACGGCAUACAGAUACUCCAAAGACACCAAAGAAACCUUCAUCUGGAAAUAGCCACUCUUCCUGUAAGGAGGUUCAUCAGAAGAACUCGAGCAGAGGAAACACAGGGGGCAGAAACUAUCGCAGUUAGAGGACAGUAAGGCGAAUGGCUGAGAGGGACAAGUGAAACUGUUGGACAGCGGGAAACGGGAUUAAAGAAAGACUGUGGUCUUCCAUGGAUGUGCUCCACUGUAAAAAAAACAAAAAACGAAAUACUAAAAAAAUAUAUAAAAAAAUAAAACCCAACAGGAUACUGGAAACUGUUAAAGCCCCAUGUUAAGACAAACACAAUCUGAUGAUUUCCACACACUGCUCCAUUCCAUACUGGGGGAGAAUCAUAAAUUAGCUGCUAAAAAAGUCAAAUGAUAACUGUUUAUUCUCCUUGUGUGAACGGUUGCAUGUAAUGGAUGCCGACAGCUUUUUAUAGUGGCAAAAAACAACAUUUUUGCAGGCACACGAGAGGCACGAGAAAGGAGUUCGCAGUGAGAUCACGGACCGCGUUGACAAGAAAGGCUGUCUAGACGGUUUAUACCAGAUGGAACCCUUGUAAAACUGAACUACGGCUGCACAGAGAGAUGACAUAAAAUACAAAUCAAUCUUUUCUUAUUUGAUUCAUUGUGCAAGACCAGAUCAAGGGGAUUAUACAAGGACCUUAUGCAGAUGUGCUGAGGUGCUCUAGAGAACACAUUUAGGAUCGAUGGAACCUGACCUACAUUUUGCAAUUUUUUUUUAAUUGUGUGAGGGAUCUUUGCUUCUUUUUUAAUCAUUUUAUCUGCAUGGUUUACCUUCUUUAGAAAAUAGGGGGUGAAAGCCAUUCACUCGAACAGUUAUCCGCAUGCAUUUACACCAGUGUAUCAGCCCGCAAAGGAAAGACAGAGGGACGACAACAGGAACUAAGACAGAAGCAAAGAAUUACUAGCAAUUGUAACAUAUAGCAUCAAGAAGAACAUAGUCUGGUUUAGCAGCAACUGUUUAUCAAAUAGGAAGUUGCUGGUUUGCAUCUUUACAGCGAAAGAAUGGUGACAUGACUGCAACUCACUAGCUUGUAUUAAAGGGAUAUUUCGCCCCAAAAUUUAUAUUGUGUCAUUUACUCAUUGUACUAUUGCGUUUAAGUUUUGUCCCAUUUGAAGCUUUAAAGACCAUGGUCAUUGUACAGCAAAUACUGGAAAAUAAAAAAAACAAUACAAAAAUACAGGUUAAAAAUGACAUAAGGGUGCAUAAACAAUGACACAAUGUCUGUUUUUGGGUGAACUAUCCCUCUGCACCCCACUUUAAGCUCCUGUCACAGGGGUGAGGUGUGACCCGGCCGUUUCCACAGUUCCUCUGCAUGGUGAUUUCCUCUUUUCUGACCCCAAUGGACCACGUCAAGCCCACACUAUUUGCUCUGUAUCUAUAGUCAACCUAUAUUAACCUUUGCAUUCUCUAAUCAUAACCAUAUGUGAUGGCAUUAUAUAAUGGAACCAUAUAAAAGAUCGACCCACUGUAUAAUGGUGCUAUUUUGUAGUUUGUUACUUGCAGGGGUUGGCUGAAAACAUGAAGCUCAUUGUUGGAAGUCUUCCCUUUUGCACAGCCUUGUGGCCACUAUAGUAAUAAUAUUCUUUUUGUUUUAUUUUGAAGCUAUUUCAAUAAGGUUACAGUGUAAACAAAGCAAAAGUAUUUUUGUGAGAGCUGUGAAUGCAUAAAAAAUGGAAACAAAUUUGGCCAGAGAUGGUUAAUUAUUUGUUUUUCUCUAUUGUUUUUAAAUUAUUAUUUUUGAAACAUUAACCUCCCAAUGCCAAAUAACUUGACAGAGGACUGUAAACUGCAAAUCUCCAAUAUUACCAAAAUGUUGCCCAUCACAAAGUAGCUUUUCAUGCACACUACAUUCAUUUAGACAUAUUGGCACUGAUUCUACAACUUAAAUAUUUGUAACUGGGGAGGAAAUGGUGCAAAAAAGUCUUCAGUGUACUACAGAGAUGAGAAAGAAAAGGUUGCAGAACAAUUCCAGUUAGUAACAGUGUAAUUUGGCUAACACUGUACAGGCCCAUUGUUUUGACUGUUUUUACAUCUCGAUAUGUCUAGGGAGGUUUAAUAGGAAAAUUGCACCAGGAUUAAGUAAAUUACACCAUCAGUGCAAUUAAGAAAGGUUAUGUUUUAACUAGCAGCACCUUAACUAUUAAAAGAUAAAACUUCAUCUAUAAACAAGAACAUGCAGAUGUUUAACAUUUUCGAAAAGGUAACCAUCCAUUUAUGGACAACCUAAAUUCGGGUUUUAGAGUGUUUGUACUUUUGAACUGGGCUGUAUGCGUAUUAUAUAAUCUUCUCAAUCUGAAUCUCAAUCUGAAACAGAACAAUGUAGAGACAUAUGCAAUAGCCACCCAUAUAAUGUGCACAAGUUCGAUGUAAUAGGUCUCCAGCAAAAGGUCCUCACAUAACACCAAAAACUUGUUUUGGUUUUGUUGGUUACAGCUUUGUGGUAAAUAUCAUGGGCAGCACUAAAAAUAAUUAUUGAAUCUUCGAUUAGACACAUUAAGGAACACAUUUUAACAAAAAUAUUGUGCUUAUUUUUGAAGUUGUUCUGUUUCCUAUUACACUGAAUGUAGGAUCAUGGCUGCUGUGGAGAUUUACGGCACUUUGCUUGAGUUCGAUGGUUUUCAUCAGAACAUAAAUCCAGAGACAGAAGCAACAUGGAAGGACAAAUGUUAGAGGAUUCUGGGCAUUGAUCAUUAAAGCAUUCUUUUGAUUGUAAGGCUUUCAUUAGGCUACUGGUGCUCAAUUGCUUUCUGUACAAAUCUGAAAAUACUGACAGAUUGUUCACCGUUCCUGCUGAAUAAACCACUUGCCAAUA